AUGGAACCUAGCUCGACUGUCAAGAUUGCCGCGGACGGUGAUGUGAUCCUAGUCGUUGGCCCGAAAGCAAUGAAGCUUCGUGUUCAUUCGCUUUUUCUCAAGGCGGCUUCAAAACCCUUCUCCGCCAUGUUCGGGCCAGACUGGAAGGAAGGCGAUGAAAUGACCGGCCGAGACGGGCCAGUAGAGCUACCGCUGCCCGAAGACAAUGCCGCAGCGAUGAAGCUUAUCUGUGCCAUCAUUCACCAUCGGAACGAAGGAAUCCCUUCCACGCUUCCUGCUCUCAACGUUCUGGAAAUCGCUGUUACAGCGGACAAGUACGAUUGCGUCGAUGCUCUGAAGUUUGCCAGUCAUACCUGGCUUCGUCCAGAUGAGCACGAUAUGAGCGAUCUGAUGCUCCUUGCUGCUUCGGCGUAUUUAUUCCGGAACGCACAAGCGUUCAAAGAGAUAACCAAAGCGAUGAUACUUACCCACAGCGGUCCGUACCUUGCUCUGUCAUGCGAAGAAGUGGAGUCUGCGAUGAGCUGGAAGGUAUUCUGCCAUCUAGAAGAGGCGAGAAGCUCUGCAAGGCUACAGCUAGCAGAAAUCCUUCUAGAAGGGGUGAAUGAUUCAACUGUGAGUUGUUGUCACAGGUGUGGAUGGUCGAGCAAAUAUGCAUAUGCAUAUUUAAAGUCGUUGAAAGAACAACACCUUUGGCCAACGCAUUUAUAUCGCACCUCCAUCUCCGAGGUUCUCGAGUCAGCAGAGAAGAUGCCCGAUCCAGUCCCUACGGAAGAUAGUGGUCCGUGUACUUACUCGUACAAGCACUGUACGCCCGAGUAUAGAAGAAACCGUCGUUGGAGCUUGGAUAGGUUGAACAACAGCAUCGGGCUUUGUCUACAUUGCGUUCGAUCAGGAAGGGCCAGUGCGUCCUCUUGUCAAGUCACGCAUUAG
Molecule: messenger RNA, 930 nt
Organism: Trematosphaeria pertusa
Lineage: Eukaryota; Fungi; Ascomycota; Dothideomycetes; Pleosporales; Trematosphaeriaceae
Exons: 2
Coding region: 1-930 (309 amino acids)
Molecular function (GO): protein binding
Source: RefSeq, a predicted model, not a curated record